GAUCUUCUCAGUUAUCUCAAGGCCACUCCCAAGGAUAUUUGUUUGGUAGCUUUGGAUUUCGCAGGUUUGAGCACCGACUGCCACGAUAUAUAUCAAUUUGUUUGUGACAAUACCCGUAUACAGAAACUUGUGAUUGAUCUUAUACCAUCGUUAUCAAAAGUGAUCAUUUUCGACCGACGGGAUAUUAUUUCCAAACCAGAAAUAUUAGAAGCUUUCAACUGUCGACCGGCCCCUGCCAAGCGCUCAAGAUAG
Messenger RNA from Zychaea mexicana, 252 nucleotides. RefSeq lists its product as uncharacterized. The annotation marks the transcript as partial. NCBI's taxonomy places the organism in Eukaryota, Fungi, Mucoromycota, Mucoromycetes, Mucorales, Lichtheimiaceae. The transcript is spliced from 2 exons. The record is from RefSeq and is a predicted model, not a curated record.